Molecule: messenger RNA, 252 nt
Organism: Ctenocephalides felis (cat flea)
Lineage: Eukaryota; Metazoa; Arthropoda; Insecta; Siphonaptera; Pulicidae
Product: 15-hydroxyprostaglandin dehydrogenase [NAD(+)]-like
Exons: 3
Coding region: 1-252 (83 amino acids)
Cellular component (GO): cytoplasm
Molecular function (GO): oxidoreductase activity, acting on the CH-OH group of donors, NAD or NADP as acceptor
Source: RefSeq, a predicted model, not a curated record
AUGACUUAUUUCGUGAUUGCUGAUGCUGUUUCCGUUAUCGUUAGUGAUCUCAAUCAAUUAAAAGCUGCUUUUGGAUUUGCCAGAGAAAAAUUGAAUAAUGUGAGAAUAGUUCUGAAUAAUGCAGCUAUAUUAGCUGAAUCAAUUUGGGAGAAGAUGAUUGAUAUCAAUGUGAAAGCCAGUAUUCUCGGAACUAAGCUUGCUGCCGAGCUUAUGGCAGGCCACGAUGGUGUUAUUGUGAAUACCAGCUCAUAG